UUAGUUUGUCCUUUCAUUCAUUCGCUUUCUAUCUAUUUAUCUAUCUAUAUCAUCGAUCUAUUCAUCAUCACAGACAGACUGACAGACAUACUCAACAACAAUAAUAACAUCAUUAUCAUAUGUAGUGUGUUAUACAUUCAUACAUACAUCAUUCAUAUAUUGUACAUAAUCAAUCAUUCAAUCAAUAAUUUAAAA
Acytostelium subglobosum LB1 is the source of this 195-nucleotide messenger RNA. RefSeq lists its product as hypothetical. The transcript has a single exon. The record is from RefSeq and is a predicted model, not a curated record. NCBI's taxonomy places the organism in Eukaryota, Evosea, Eumycetozoa, Acytosteliales, Acytosteliaceae. The annotation marks the transcript as partial.